Brassica rapa (field mustard) is the source of this 4769-nucleotide messenger RNA. Its product is annotated as putative F-box/kelch-repeat protein At3g24610. The record is from RefSeq and is a predicted model, not a curated record. NCBI's taxonomy places the organism in Eukaryota, Viridiplantae, Streptophyta, Magnoliopsida, Brassicales, Brassicaceae. Gene Ontology annotation, molecular function: protein binding.
UAAAUCAAUAACAAAGCUAAAAGCUUUAAACCUAAUAAAAAUAUGAUAAAUAAGAAAAAUUAACUGAAUAUUUAAUAUAACAUAUAAAUUUGAUAUUAUCAAAAUAAAAUUUGUUUUCAAUUAUAUAUAAGAUUUAUUAAAGGUAUUUUUAAUUAAUAAAUUAAUGAUCAGCUAAAAUCUCCAAAUAAAUCAAUGAUUUAACUAAAAUUUAAUAAAGCAUGACAAAUAAACCUAGACAAAUUAGAUAGCUCAGCUCUCGAGAUCAGACCUAGCCUCCUUAGCCAUCACCUCCAAGAGCCACCGCUCUCUCGUAGCUUCCACUGAGCUCUGCCGUGUGCGCUCGCUGAUAGGUAACACCGAGGCAUCUUUUUACGUAUGUUCCUGAGCCAACCCCACGCUGGUUCAUCCUCACUCCUAAUCUUCAUCGGCUGAGCCCUAUCCCGUCGAACCCUAAACAGGCUCCGGACUUAUCUUCUUUCGUGGCGGUGGGUCAUGGGGUAUAGGAAUGAAAAACCGCAAACGCACUUCGGAUGUCUGGUUCCUUGACUGUUUGUCUCACACAUGGCACGGCGUCCCGUCCAUGAAGAUGGCUCGUGCUUCAGCAUCGGUAAGUCUUGUAGACGGGAAGAUACACGUGUUUGGAGGGGUGGAGGAUUGCCCAAACUCGGCAGACUCAAAAGAGGUGUUCGAUCCAAACACUCAAACUUGGGAGUCAUGGCUUCCGUAUUAUGUUGAGACUAAAACAUAUGCUCUGGAUAUCCAACAAAGUGUGGUGCUAGAUGAUAAUGGUCAAAGCUUCUACAUCGUGCCAAGUGAUAGCAUAUCCCUUGGAGAAACAGAUUCUAAGCAGCCAGGACACCGAAAAGAUUGGUGUGUCAUUGGGAAAGAGUUAUACUGUCGUGGUACUCGCGGGAGAAUAUUGUGGUGUGAUCCACGGAAUUUGGAAUGGAAGAGAGUGAAGGGUUGGGAAGAGCUUGAUUAUCUUUUCUGGUGUUGGGUACACCGGUGGGGUAAGCCUGCCAGGCCUGUUGAGUUUGAUAUCGGCAAACUUUGUAGCAACUGCGGGAACAUUGUCAUAUUCUGAAACAAGCAGCUUGACGAUAUUGAGGGGAAUGUGGAGCUUUGGUGUGCUGAGAUUUAUGUGGAGAGACGCAAGGGAGGAGAGGUUUGGGGGAAGUGUGAGUGGUCUGAUGCUGUCGUCAAACUUUAUCCUGAUUUCUCACACGCAUAUACCGUUGAGGUCUUAUAUGCCUGCUUCUGUCUAUGUCUGAAAUUCAUAUCUUUAUCAUCUCUUUCUCAAUGGAAUGAUUUUGUAUAUAAAUUGUAGAUACAAAAAAAAAACUUUUGAAACCAUGCACCCCAAAAGAAAACUAUUAUCAUGUUUUAAGGUGUUCCUUUAUCUUUCGAGUAUGCAUUUUUCUUCUUCUUCUUCUUUUCCUUUGCAAAUUGUGAGUUUAAGUCCCUGUGAAUAUCUAGCAUGCAUAUGUUGUCUGGUAUUUCAAGAGUUAUUAUGUAGAUAUAUGUUGGAAAGUUCUGAACAUAUAAUUUAUCAAAUUGAACAUUCAUGCAGAACAACAAAUGCUUGGUUCUUUAUAAAAGACAUUUAUAGAAAUGACUCCUACGACAACUCAACUCUCUUUACUUUUGCUAUUUCUUAACGAGCAUGAUAUUUUUCUCUUUUUUGAUCAACCGGGAACAAUGUAAUCAAUAAUGUUCUAGUAUAAAACUGGUUUAAGUUCUAUAAAAUUAUGCUAGAAGACCAUAUAUAUAGUAUCUGAUUAGGUGGCAGCAUAGAGAUGCUUCAGUUUUCACAUGUCUCCUAGCAUUGGGACAUUGUCUGAUCAGAUGGUUUGUCGAAGUCAAAUGCUUGGAAAUUGUCUGUUGUUAUGAAAUUGUAAUCACUUUCUAAUUCUAUAUUACGAUUUCGAAGUUCAUGUCUGGCUAUUUCCGUGUUCACAAGUCUUACAUUGAUCGUACUCAAAUGGAUCUCCAGUUUCCGUAAUGUUCUUUUGCAAUAGUUUAGUGACACUAGUAAAAAAGAUAAUACAAAUUACAAUGAAAUAAUUUGUCAAAUUAGUCCUAGGUCAAAUUAGUCCAUCACAACAUUCUAUCUACCAUUAGUAUAUAUAUUAAGAGUCACAUUUUAGAACAAACUCUAAAGAACUCAAGUCAAUCACAUAGAGCGUUUGUAUUCCUUAAUUGUUUGUAAGUGUACAAACCAUAGACCGUUAGAAUUGUGCUGUAUUUUUAGAAUUGUAGGGCUUAUCAUCACUUGGCUAGAACUUUCUGUAACAGUUUAUUAUAACUGUAUGAUUAAUCAUCUUUAAAUGAAGACUACAUACUGCAUCUACAGUUUUUGAAAAUUAAGAUUGUUUCUCUUCCCUAAAUUACAUGGUUGAUCCUUUCAUUAACACCUCACCUCCCCCCCCCCCCCCCCCCCCCCCCACCACAAAACUACACUGAUCAUAGAAACUAAAUACAGCUAACAAACAUUAGAAUUGUAUAGAUGAUGAUAAAAAUACACAUAGCUUCUCAAACAAAAACAUAAGAACUGUCGAGUAAUCGAUGAAUGGUAAAAAGACAAAACGUGGGUUGAACAAAUAGUUGAAAUUUGCAUCGUCUAAUCCUCAAUAUUCAUGCAUCUACAGUUGUCUACCAUUGACUAUCAUACUGCUACAAAUUCUAGACUUUCCUAAUUUUUCUUAGGAAGUUACUAAGUAGGUGGUAAUAGAUUGAUAUUAUAAUACAUUCUUGGUUGAAAAGCAAUAAUUUAUUAAAAUCUCAUUUUUCAUCAUUAAAUAUAUUAUUUUGUAGGAUGAAAAAUAAUGAAGAUGUAUUACUAAUUGUCUACACAAACUAUAUUAAUCAUGAUUUUAGUUUAUAACUGAAACAAACACCACAUAAUCAACAGAAAUAAAUAUUUGACCUAAGAUAAAUGAAAGCAAGAUACUGAUAGAAAGUAUUUUUUAUUAUCAAUAAAAUCGCGGAAUGGCAAUUUUUUAACACAAAUUAUAUGUAAGAAGUUAUACAAAUGAUAAAAUUUGAAAACCACAAAUUAUGAAGUCAUUCCGCGUAAUACAGUGUUUUAUAUGUUAUAGUUUUGCAACUAGGCAAUGUUUAUCUAUUAUCUGAAUAGAAUAGACUAAGAUUUUCUUGUUGGAUAAAUUAUUAACAUAAUGAUUAUAUACUACAAGUAAUGUCAUGGUUCCCCACUCUCUUCAAGCCAUGAUUCUUCGCCCAUUCAUCUUUACCAUCACAAUUUUUCUAUACCUUGAUAUUUUGUUGUGUAUUAUGUUUGGGAAAUUAUAUAUUUGCGAAUGUAUAUCCAUCGAGGCGCUUCUCCAUCAAACGGAAGAAGAGCUUCCCUCAUAUUUGUUUCCCUCACAUAAAACUAAAAAGCGAGAGUCUCUGUAAUCUUCAGAUAGGGAGUAGUGCUUUUAUUGAGCUUCUUACAGUAGAAAUAAAACUUUGAUAAGCAUUUUGGAGUUGGAUUGUGAUCUUCUCCAUCAACAUUCAACAAUGGCAAUGAAGAUGAAGGGCAUCUACAAAAGCUUCAAAAUGGUCUCUCAAUUAUUUGGUAUAAAUUUUUUUUUUUUGGUAGGAAAUAUUUGGUACCAUAUUAUCAGUUACUUCUAAUCUUAUUAAACUACAUUAUAUAAUCUAUCAAACUUUCUCGCAACGUUAUACCAUAUAAUCAAAUUUUAUAAGUUCCAGCCAUGAAACAACUUGUUCAAAUUAAUCUUAUGAUAUAAACUAAUAAAAGUCUAAAUUUCUUAAGUUCAAGUCUUCCCCAAGCCAAAAUCAUUUUCCGGUUCAUUCUCUUAGCCAUUAUGGUCCAUGUUACGUUAUUCAUUCAUGGGAGCAUUCAAUUAUAUCUCAGAGAUGUUUAAUGUGAUGAAAUUAUUUAUUAAAUAAAAAACAAUUUGGUCAACAGUUGUGAAAGAACGAGACAUGGAAAUUGGGCACCCAACAGAAGUAAAACAUGUGAACCAUGUUGGCUGGGAGGUAUCCUCUGGCAGUGCACCUGCUUGGGUAAGCUCUGUUCUUAUUUAUUUUUUUCUGUCCCAAACAAACUACUUUAUAUGUAGACACCGAAUAUACUCAAUAGUGAUAUUUAGUUUCUGCUGAUGUUUAUUUAAAAUUGAAAUCCUUUUGGUGGGUGAAGUUAAGUGAGUUUAAGGCAGAAGCGGAGCCUUUGUCUCCGAUACCAUCAUCUUUUUGUCAUGCAAGCAAUUCGAAGUCUUUAUUGACCACUUCUUCAUCCACUGGUAAUAUCUUUAUUUUUGCAUAAAAAUUAGUUCAGUGUAAGAAUUCUAGUAAGAGUUUUAAUCAAUGGGAUUGAAUAUUUAUAUUUCUGUUAAAAUGCAGAUUUUGAUCAGAGAUCAAGCCAACCAUUUAUAUCAGAUAGGCCAAGGGAUGUGCCUCCCAUUCCAGUAGGUCUAUCCAAGAUUCAAAGUAAGAGCAAGAAUAGGAGAAAGUAUUCAUCUUCAACAUCAUCACCAAAUCCAAGUUACCAUCUCCAAAAUCUUCAAGAUCAACGGGUAUCUAAAUAUUCGUUCAAAUCAAUGACAUGUCGGUCAGACUCUAAUGCUUAAAGGUAAAUUCAAAGGGGCAAUGAAAAACAGAAACAAAGCUUGUGUCACAAUAUGUAUAAGGGAUAUUUUGGUAGUUCCCGUGAUUUUGUUUCUGCUCAGACUUCUCGGUUACACUCUAAUGCAUAAAGGUGAAUUCAAAAGUGCAAUGAAAACAAAGAAUCAAAGCUUGUGUCA